AAACAACAAACAAAUUUAGAGUGUAAACGAGAAGAUAGGGCAACAUAUGAGUCCGAUUCAUCACUAAAAUUAAGCAUAGAGUUUGAAGUUGGAAGAGCAUUGGUAUUACGACCCAAUCAGAUUGUGAGAGGAGCAAUUAUAUUAAAGGUUUCCGAAACUGAUAGAACCAUAUGGGCAUCUACCAUUAAAGUCAAAUUUCGAGCGGAUGAAACUGCUACAUCUCAUCUAAUGUCAUGCACUGCAAGAACCACAUACUUUGAAUGUAGCAGUACAGUUUGGAGUGGUAACCUUGGGGGUAGAGUUAAUGAUUAUUGUCCCUGGAAAGAGCUUACUCCAGGAGCGUAUCGGUUUAAUUUUGCACUAAAACCUGUGAUUGAAGGUGCUGGUGGAACACUCAUUGAAGGACCCGAAGUUGUUACACCUUUCAUUCCGAUCUAUUUUGCACCACCUGAUCAAGUAUGGACCUAUAAAGAGACCUUACGUAAUGAAGAUAAAAUUUUGAUGCACGUUGAAGCGAUUUUACCAAAGCAUGUGUUUGCACCCGGUGAAGAAUUUAAUUUCGCUCUUCAUAUUACAAAUCAUUCUGCUGGACGUAUCACGUACACUCAAUGUUCUCUUCGUAAACAUUACGAAGGUCCUCUUGAUAAGGAUAUCAUAUGUGACAAACAUGAACGUUCUCUUGCUUCUACUGAAGGACGUUGUGAUAUACCGGCUAUGCAGCGUCUGCAGACUGGAAAGAUCGAAUUUUCACUUACAAUUCCUAAGAAACACCAUCAUGUGCCUCCAACAUUUACAGGGCGUCAUUUACGAGUGUACUACACUUUGCGAUGCGUUAUUCAAGUAGAAUCUGGUAAAUUUAUUACUAACAUGCAAUUCUAUGAAGUUACCAUUCCUAUUUCUGUGGCAUCAUUCCCACAUUUGAAAGGACUAGUCAACUCUUUCCCUCCAUAUUCUGAAUCUCGUGUCAAACCGUACUUUUUUGAUCCUAAAGAAGAUUUUCCCCCCGAUCAUACUGAAAGCAUUAAAUCACCUUAUUCCGUUUUGAUGUCACAGUUUGACGCAUUUUGUGAAGGAUUUGAUCUAGAUCCAUACUCUUAUUAUUAUAGUGAUAAUACCUCUAGUAAUAAUG
Messenger RNA from Dentiscutata heterogama, 1129 nucleotides. NCBI's taxonomy places the organism in Eukaryota, Fungi, Glomeromycota, Glomeromycetes, Diversisporales, Gigasporaceae. The record is from the annotation of a GenBank genome assembly.